AUGGACUCAGACACCGAAAGCGCCGGCUCUCCCGUUCCUCCGCCGUACACUGAAGCCUCACACUCCGGUACCGUCCUCGGUGGGGCGCAACCAUCGAGUCCUAGAGCUACUAGGAGCCCGUCGCCGAGUUCUGUGCGUCAGGCUCGGAUCGCAGCGAUGGAGAGGAGAAACGCGGAGAUACUCGCCGCUCAGCAGGCCGAGGCUGCUGCCAACGUUGCUCCGACAUUUGAUGCCUUCGAUGAAGACUACGAGAAACGCACGGAGUUUAGGAGGAUGGUCGAACCGGGGAUCAUGAGGCCCAAUACGAGAGAGGUUGCUGUGCGAUCCUUGAAAACCUUAUCCACCCUGGCCCAGAAUCUUCUGAAGGAUCCUGAUAACGAGAAGUACCAGAGUUUCAAGACGACGAAUAGUGUCAUCAAACGCGAUCUGCUCGAUCCUAAAGGCACGCUAGAAUACGCGGUGGAGAUGGGCUUUCGUCCUGAAGUUGAAGAUUUCCAGCCUUAUUAUAAGUUCAACAAGAAAUACAUGAAAGAUCUGCGCGUAGGGGCCGCAGUUCUCUUGGAAGCUCUAGACGUACAGAUGACCAAGGAGGAGAAGAUAGCUGCCAGUCUCAAAUCUAAGAAGGGCGAGGAGGCUGCUCGCGUUGCUCAAGCGAAGUUACAAUUCAUGGAUGAUCGUAAGACCAAGGCUUUGCGAGAUCAGCGCGAGAAGCAGCGUGCCGCCGCGCAAGCCGAGGCACGCCACAGAGCUGAGCUAGCUCAGCUUCAGGCUGCCCGUCAGCGUCGUGAUGAGCCUUGA
Messenger RNA from Peniophora sp. CBMAI 1063, 798 nucleotides. The record is from the annotation of a GenBank genome assembly. Lineage: Eukaryota; Fungi; Basidiomycota; Agaricomycetes; Russulales; Peniophoraceae.